Mugil cephalus (flathead mullet) is the source of this 3439-nucleotide messenger RNA. RefSeq names its product AN1-type zinc finger protein 3-like. NCBI's taxonomy places the organism in Eukaryota, Metazoa, Chordata, Actinopteri, Mugiliformes, Mugilidae. Gene Ontology annotation, molecular function: DNA binding; zinc ion binding. Bases 250 to 1227 code for a protein of 325 amino acids. The transcript has 6 exons. The record is from RefSeq and is a predicted model, not a curated record.
UUUCUCGCACACUCCCACGCAACUAACGUCUCCGCAAAUGCAUUUUACCCGAGUCGGCGGACGGCUCGCGGCUGCUUUACGCGUUUUUGGAGUCGAGCGGGACGCCGGGACGCCCCCCGCUUUUCGCUCGUCGGUCGUAGCGUCCGAACGUCCAGCUGAUUGCCGUUGAGUUCAAACCCAGCCGUUUUUUUUUUUUUUUUUUGUUUGACUUAACGGAAGGAUACCUCUCUCCCCUGUUUUUUGUUGUGUAUGUGCGGCUCCUGCGCCUCCUCUCUCUCUCUCUUCGGCCCGGUUUGUUUUGUGUGGACUUUAAAAAGAAGCCAGGAUCGUUUUUUUUUUUUGUUAACUUCACCGUUGUUGUUUUUUUCUUUGAAAUCUCUUCCUCGUUUUUUUUUUUUUUUUUUUUUUUUUAAAAAAAAAAAAAACGACAAGGCCUCGGACUCAUCCCCGGCCUCGAGUUAUUCCAUAUUUUUAUUUUUUUUUUCUUUCUUUUUUGUGUUGGUGGAAGUCAUGGGAGACACUAGUGAACGAAGCAAACCUCCGAGUCUACCGCCCCGGUGUCCCUGUGGAUUUUGGGGGUCCAGUAAAACCAUGAAUCUAUGCUCCAAAUGUUUUGCCGACAUCCAGAAGAAGCAGCCGGGGGACGACUGCACCUCCAAGCCCCUCCAAAGCACUGGGAGUAGCCAAUCGCCCGUUUUCAGUAGCGAGACGAGCAGUAGCAGUAGCCAAUCCCUAACGUCGUCGUCUUCGUCUUCGUCGUCGUCGUCGUCGUCGCCGGCCUCUGGCUCCGAGCAGCCGUCGGCCGAAGAGCCCUCGCCCACGUUUUCCAGCACGAGGGAAGGCGUGUCGUCCACAGAAACCGCCCAAGGCACACUCUGCACACCCACAAAACGUCCACGAGAAUCAGGCUCAGAGAGCGAGGCGACGCCGGAGAAGCGACCACGGACGGAAGAGAAGGACGGGAGCGGCGAAGAGGCCCGCGGGACGCCCAAGCAGAAGAACCGCCGGCGCUGCUACCGCUGCCAAACCAAGCUAGAGCUGGUUCAGCAGGAACUGGGCUCCUGUCGCUGUGGCUACGUGUUCUGCAUGCUGCACCGUCUCCCCGAGCAGCACGACUGUCUGUUCGACCAUCUGGGCCGCGGGCGCGAGGAGGCCGUCCUCAAGAUGGUGAAGCUGGACCGCAAGGUGGGCCGCUCAUGCCAACGCAUCGGGGAGGAGUGCUCCUGAUGGACCGGCCGUCCAGUUAGAGGAGGAGGGAGGAGGAGGAGGAGGAGGAGGAGGGAGGAAUGACAAAUGGGGCGAUGGGUGGGAAGGGGAGGGAGGGAGGGAGGGAAGAAGAAGAAGGAGAAGAAGAAGAAGAAGAAGAGGAGGAGGAUGAACCGUUGUCCUGCAUCUGAUCCCAAGGAUUCUGGACCUGAGCUUGACGUCACCCCGUUGGAAGUCCUGAUUUCUGAUCCGGAGCGUCUGAUUGGACCAGACCUCUGGGUGGGAGGUGGGGGGGAGGAGGAUGGAGAGAGGGAGGGAGGGAGGGAGGGAGGGAGGGAGGGGGGUCGCCGCCACGUUCAGUAUCGCAUGUCCCCACGCACACACAGCCUUAACCCCAGCCCGUCUUCAGACCAGGGACGUGUCGCCAUGGUUUCCUCCUCUGCUCUCAGCCCGGCUCAGAUCAUCCAUGUGGAUUUAUUCCUCUUCUUUUUUCUUUUUUUUUUGUUCUGCAUUACUACUUGGUCGCGGGGUGAAGGGUCCAGCUCUGUCCCACGGCCACUCCUCAGGUCGUCAUCAGGCAUCAGGCAUCAGGCGGGUGGGGGGGGGGAGGGGUUAGAGUAAACCCCUCCUCCUCCGUCUCCUCCUCCUCCCUCUUCACCUCCUCCUUUUUUUUUUUUUUUUUGCAUCACCAACCAUGUUUUGCUCCUGCAUGGUUCCUGCAGCGGUGUCAUUAUCUGAUGAUGUGAGACAGUCCAAGGAUCCUUUUUAAUUUUUUUUUUUUUUUUUGUUCGUUCCCCGUGUGGUCGUCAUGGUGAUGAUAGCUCCGUUUCUACCGCUUAACCCACGGGUGUCGUGGAGGACGAUACAGCCAAUCCCUGCCUCUGCUCACAUAAUACAAGACUGUUGACACAAAACACACACACACACACAACAAGAAAACACACUAAUGGACAAGAACUGCUCAGACGAAUCCUCUGUGUAGCAGAUCCUCUUCUUCUCCCUCGUUCCCCGUUUUUUCUUUUUGUCUCAAAUAUACUGAGUGGUACUGUUGCUCUGUUGAUUAUGAUGCAUUAAGGGGAAGUUUGUUUUGUUUUUUGUUUUUUUUUCCUUUCACCAGAAACGCCAUCUUUCAACUUAGGGGGCGACCUGACUAACCUGGGCCGGCAUCGUUACGAAUCAGACUGCGUAAAUCACUUACUCCCCCCCCCUUUUUUUUAAAUAGUUCUAUAAUUUAUUUCUUAAUUUGUGUUUCGUGGGGUAGCAUAAAGUGCAUUUUCUGAUUGGAGGGGGGGGGGGACUGUUUGAAAUAUACUACUUUAGAUAUUAUAUAUAUAUAUAUAUUUUUUUUUUUUGUUCUUUUCUCCACACUGAUUGCCACACCGAGGGAGGGGGGAGGGUUCACGGCUCAGGUUUUAAAAGCUGGUUAAUAUAGAGUUUAACUCUAAACCUGACACGUGAUUGGUUGACUCUACAUCUCAGAUUGAAUCUCGGCUGCAGAAAUAAUGCGUCUUCUUAAUGAGCCUCCACAGCCAAACCGCUUGGACUUUGUGCUGCGCAUAUUGUUCAGUUCCACACAUCUAUCUCUUCCUUCUUCUCUUAAAGGGGUUUUCUGCCAAAAUCAACUUUUUGUUUUUCAUUUUAGUUUGAUCUGCAUUAGUUCCCUCCUCCUCCUCCUCCUCCUUCGUAUUUAACGUUCUGUUUGGCUGGUUUGGGCAUUUAAAACGUGUUCUCGGUGCAGAAUCUCCCAGAAAUAUUCUGAGAGAAAUAAAAAGUCCACAGAUGUUGGUUCUGGUUGAAAGGCCCUUUAAAAAAAAACACCACUUAACUACUAUGCUAAUCCUCAUGCACACGUUAGCGUUCCUCCUCACCCCCGUCCCGUCUUAUCCCGGGGGGGACACAGCGGGGGGACGAGGGGAGGGGACGUCGUGGCUGGUUCUUAUUUUGAUAUUUUGACAAAACCUGUUCCUUUUGUUUUAUUUUUUGUUUGUUUCGUUUUCGUUUGAGUGCUAAUGAGAAAUGGAAAAAAUGGAAUAUCUUUCUGUACCUUUUAAAGAAGAAAUUAUUUAACCUUAUAUCAGUUUGAGUUACUUACACCCUAGCAUAGAGUGGCAUAUUUAGUUAAAUGUAUAAAAAAAAAGAAAAAAAAAAGCAAGAACAUAAUUCUGUCCUAUUUUCUCCUUUAAUUUUAUCGUGUUCCAUUUUCUGCUGAGGAAAAUAAACUGGAUUAGAGGAC